Messenger RNA from Cladocopium goreaui, 891 nucleotides. NCBI's taxonomy places the organism in Eukaryota, Dinophyceae, Suessiales, Symbiodiniaceae. The record is from the annotation of a GenBank genome assembly.
AUGGCCGACAAUCCAGUGUGGAAGGCAUGCAAGCCCUUCGCAACAGGGUCGUUGGCAGGGAUGUUUGCCACCUGUUGCAUCCAACCCAUCGACAUGGUGAAGGUAAGGAUCCAGUUGACCGCCGGUACAGCUGAAGCCGCAGGGCCUUUGACCAUUGCUUCCAACAUGUUGAAGAACGAGGGCGUGACGGCGUUCUACACGGGGCUGACCGCGGGGCUCACGCGUCAGGUGGUCUACACCGGAGCGCGUUUGGGGCUCUUCGACAAGUUCACGGGCAUGGUGAAGACUCCGGGGAAACAGAUGUCCUUCUUGGAGAACGCCGGUUGCGCCUUGAGCGCCGGUGGCCUCGCCGCGUUGAUCGGCAACCCCGCGGAUCUGGCGCUCAUCCGGAUGCAGGCGGACAGCAUGAAGCCUGCAGCGGAGAGAGCCGGAUACACCAACGUCUUCACCACCAUGGGAAAGAUCGUGGCCAAUGAGGGAGCAGGUGGCUUGAUGGCCGGUGCUGCACCUACCGCAACUCGUGCUAUGGCCUUGAACUUCGGGAUGUUGGCUUUCAAUGCCAGUGCGAAGGACGCGCUGGGCAACAUGGGCGUCUCCGGAGCGCCACAGGUCUUUGGAGCCUCUGCCAUUGCCGGUUUCUUCGCGUCCUUCUUCUCCUUGCCCUUUGACUUUGUGAAGACGCAGAUGCAGAAGCAGAAGAAAGAUCCCGUCACAGGUGAGCUUCCCUACAAGAGUUCCAUGGAUUGUGCGAUGAAGAUCAUGGCUGAAGGUGGUCCUUUGCGUUUCUACGCCGGCUUCCCCACCUACUACGUGCGCAUCGCACCCCACGCAAUGCUCACCUUGAUCGCACAAGACUUCAUCAAGAAGAGCUGGUCCUCUGUCGGACUGUGA